Messenger RNA from Melanaphis sacchari, 4969 nucleotides. Its product is annotated as protein unc-13 homolog 4B-like. The record is from RefSeq and is a predicted model, not a curated record. Bases 142 to 3537 code for a protein of 1131 amino acids. NCBI's taxonomy places the organism in Eukaryota, Metazoa, Arthropoda, Insecta, Hemiptera, Aphididae. The transcript has 18 exons.
UCGCUGCUAAGUAGUGCUUAAGACGCUUAGGUGUUAUGUGUGCAGUAGUAUAAUAUCUAUCUUAUUCUGUUUCGUGCAAAAAUUUCGUCUACACUAGUGUCACAGUCACAGUUGAAAGCAAUAAUAAUACUAAAAUUAAAAAUGGAGGACAAAGAUUCCAUGUGGAAAGUAUUUUACAAUCGGGUACAGCGGAAAUUUAGCGCCCAGAGUAUUUCGCCGGAUAUACAAGUUGAUCAAAUAGACGGUAGAUUUUUUGAACGUUAUGGCUCUGGAUUCAAGGAUAAUUUUGAAAAGAAUAUCGUUAUUGCUGAUAAGGAUAAAUUCGAUACUCUAAAUGAAAGGGAAAUUUUGAAAGUAGACAAUGAUAUUGCUGAGAAGACUCAACUAUCUUACAAAGAGUUAUUAUCGUCAUUGUUAGAAUUAAAUAUAAACGAAUUAUACGAAGAAGUAUUGUACGAAAUAUUACAUUGUAUUGGGAAGGAAAAAACUUGUUUAAAUCAAGAAAAUAUAAUCGAAUUUGCCCGAAAUGCAUUUAAAAUUGAACAAGAUACUCACGAAGCUAUUUAUAAAGCCGUUAUGGAAAAAGAAGCUCCAAACAUAAUGUUAAACAUUGAAAUCAUCGAAGCGAAAGAUAUAAAACCAAAAGAUGCAAAUGGUUUCAGUGAUCCAUUUUGUACCUUAUUUUUGUCUUCUACCCAACAACAUAAAUAUAACACGUCGGUGAAAAGUCAAACUCUGCGGCCAGUCUGGGAAGAACACUUUUCACUGCCAGUCGAGACUCCUGCUAAUAAUAUUUUAUGUGUGAAAGUUUUGGACUUUGAUCCGGUGAUAACAUUAAAAAAAAAAGUUACAAAUUUUGGUGACAUUAAAGGAUUUAAAGGAAUGAAAAAGUAUAUGAAAGACUUCGCGGUAACUGCUACGAACAGUGAAUUUAUCGGCGGUACACUAAUACCACUUAAGACAAUACCUUCUCGAGGUCAAAUAGCUUGGUACAGUUUGGAGAAAAAAGGCAAGGGCAAGCCGCAAGGGAAUUUGUUAUUAAAAUUGUCGUUUGGCAGUAAAAAAAAUAAACAAGUUGCUGCUCAAGAACAUAGACACCUACUACGAGUAUUGUUAGCUUACCAAAUGAAUGUACAAAAGCCUGAAAUGAAUUCAUGGAAGGGUGAUUUUUUACCUGAGUCUAGCUUAAUAAUUCAACAGCAUGUUGCACAAAGUAAUGUCAGCACUGUUGAUGAGUGUUUGAGCCAAUGGAUAGAAUACAUUAACGCUCAUGUGUUGAGUCCUGUGGUAAAUUUUAAAGUAUUUUCGGACAUACUAGAUAUUUUAGUUAAAUCCAUAACUACUGGACAUUUAUCCAAUGAAGAGUUAAAAAUGUUCUGGCAAUCGUCUAAAAAAAUAUUACCAUUUUGCUUUAAUGCUAUUCGAACAAUACGUAAAAAAUCUGCAGAUGAUGAACAGUUAUUGAAUCAAAUAGAAUACGUUUUAAAUAUAUUACGAAAUCUAUCAUUAUUGGAGUUACCAAGUGACUUAGACCUCUUUCCAUCUGAUGUUUAUGAUUGGUUGUUACCAUGCGAACACACCAGAGACAUAAAGAGUACAUUGCACGAUGCUGUCGUCCAUGGUGCUGUGGAAUGGCACGUUCACAUAUUAGAAAACAACAAACCCGAUGACUUUACGGAUGAAGGACAGAUGAAACUUCAGCUUAAAAUAAUUCAACUUCUUAAACUAGAUUUGCAGAAAGCCAUAGAGUUUCAUAACAAGUUAUUUAUCAAGAAAAUGCAAUUUCCGUAUGCCAGUACACUAUUUUCAAUAUACGAAUGUAAAAUAUCUGAAAUGUGUGAGCCAUUUAUCACUCUCAUUUGUAUGAAUAUGAAGCCAAUUAAUUUUGAAGAAAACGGGCGGUUUCAAGUUGACAAUGAUCCGCUUGCAAUGGGAACGUCACUUUUUGAUCUUUAUAUGGGGAUUCAGAAAUUUGUCGAUUUAGGAAAAAAUAACUGCAAUGUAGACUUUGAGACGAAUAGUCAUUUAGUCAAGUAUCAUUUAUGGUUCCAACAAGGUGUUGCUAGGUGGUUGGAUAUUGCCUCGUACAAAGCCAUGCAACGCAUUGAAAGAGCUGUAGACUUGGACAAGUUAGUCAAAGUGGACACAUCAGUGGAUUGUAGUUCAUCAGCAGUCGACACAAUAGCAAUAUUCUACCAAAUAAAAGUGUUUUGGCAACAACUAGCAUGGCCUGAUGCCGAAGGUUCUUAUUCAUUCGUGGCAAAGAUAAUUGAUCACAUUUGCAUGUGUUCUGUAUACUUUUCGGACAAAACAGCUUAUAAAGUUAAUAGUACUGUGAUUGAAAAUAAAAGAUUCGAAGUCACUAAAGAAUGGUGCUUAGCCGUAAACAAUAUAGAUUAUGUAAAACAAAAUAUCCGGCAAUUUGUAAAUGAUUUGGGUAUAACACAGUUGAUGAACAGUUUAGCAAACUAUAAGCGUGAAAUUUCAGAAGAUCAUUGUAAAAAAACACUGGAUUUAGUCGUUGAUAAUGCAAUUGAUACAGUAAACAACAAAAUUAUAGAUCUUUUACAGACAGUAGUGAACAAAAUGUCUCCUGAAAUAAGUAAAUUUUUGAUUGAAGGUGCAGAAGUUUUUAAUACAAACAAUAAUCAUUUAGACAAUUUAAUGUUAUAUUUGGAUGAAAAUCUAUGUACUUUAAGUAAGGAACUUAACAAAGAAAAUUUUCAACGUAUACUUGACAUUAUAGUUGAUCAAAUAGCAACAAUAAUGUAUAAUCUUAUACAAAAUAUUUUAGAAAAAAAAAAACCACCUACAUAUUUUAGGAAUCUAAGAGACAGUUUUCAUAUUUUGUUUGGAUUUUUGAGAAAAGAUAAUACGGAAUAUAAGAGUGAAACAAUUCAAAAGCUUGAAGCAUUAUUGCAUUUACAUACGUUAGAUACUGAAAACCUUAUACAUGAAUAUUAUUUAGAAAGACUUCAAAAACAAAAGGAGAUCCAAGAGGCUAAUGAAGGAGUAUUAACUGUUAAAUUGAUAUUUAUUAACAAUGUUCUCAAAGUAGAUAUACUAAAUGCAAAUGGAAUAAAAGCAAUGGACUCUAAUGGUUUUAGCGAUCCAUUUGUUAAAGUAUGUUUGCUGCCCAAAGACAAAUUUCAACAUACCAAUAAACCAACAACAGUAGUACAGAAAAAAACUUUGUACCCUUUAUUUGAUGAAUGUUUUAAAAUUUCUCUAACUCCUGAACAACGCACUGAAGAAAAUGGUUUAGUUAUGUUUAUAGUAAAAGAUCAAGAUUUCAUGGGAAUGAAAAAUGAGUUUGUAUCUGAAGCAUUUAUACAUUUUAAAGAUAUUCCAUUUACACAGUUAGAAAAUGACUUAGGAAGCAUACCUCAAAUUAAAUUAAAGCUAACGUCUCCAAAAUCUCUAGAUUCAAAAAUUCUCAAAGCUCUUGAUAGUAGAUCAACAGACAAAUUGGCAAAAGAUUUUCUUAAGAGAGAAAAAAUAAAAAUUGCAACAGCAAAUUCAACGCCGAAAAAAUGACUACACUCUAUUACAGGACGAAUUAAGCAUUAUACGUCUACAUUGAUACGAAAACUUAAAAACUCAUAUUGAUUUGGUGUACAGGGGCUGAUACAGUUUUCCCGAUUUUGAUAACAGCUAGAUAUCACCAAAUUAAAUUUCGGGAGAUCAGUUAUAUCAACUUUAGAACAACAAUUUUCCCGCAUCAAAAUAAUAAAAAAAAAAGUUUUUUACAAAGCCGACGUUGCCAACAUUAUAUCACAAAAAUCUUUAUUUAAAAUAGCUAAAAUCCUAACUACCGCUGCUCAUCAAUUAUAACUACUGUUUAUCAAUACUAACUUAAAUGCGAAUUUAAAACAUGUUUUUUAUGCAUAAAUGAAUACAAUUAUUGCCCGAGUUGCAUACUAAAAAGCAUUAGUAUUAGUAGUGACAUUAUUGUGGGGGCAAGGUAUCAUAAUGAAAAUUGUUUUUAGAUUUGCGUAAAACAAACUAUAAAGUAGUAACUAUACAUCGAAUACAUUUAAAUAUAUUGCAGUAUUAUUGCAAUCACUAAUAAAACUAUUCGAAUUAUUGUCAAUGCAGUUAAAGAACUUCAAUGAACAUAACAUUUCCUAUCGAUAGACAUAACACUUUUACUUCAGGACCAAAGUCUACCUUUUUAUGAGAAAUUUCAUAGGUACCUAAACAAACUAAUACAAGAUAAAACUAAUUUCAAUAUAAAAGAUAAAACAUGAAUAAUAUGAAAUUCAUUCAAUGAAAAAAUACUCGAUGUAUUCUGUAUAACUAUAACUUAUAAUUUAUUUAAAGUAAAAACUGCAUAUGAAUGCGGAGUGACGAAUAAUCGUAGAAAAAUCAUAAUUAAUGUUUUUACUAUCUAUCGUAUAAUAAAUACUAAUAGUAGGUAGUACGAUGCAACUAUGCAUUAAUAAUGUUGAAUCUACUUAAUAAGUCAUUCUUUUUUUUAAGUUUUAACCUAACAUGAGUCCUGUCUAAAUGAGAAUUUUAUUGUUAUAUCAUAAGGUUACCUACCUAUAUCAAUAAAUUGUACUCAAAUAAAAAUGUAGACUAUAGAUAGGUAGUUAUUCUUGUAUAAAACCUUUUUAAACAUUUUCAAAUCAGAGUGCGUAGAUAAACAUUAUUAAGAGACAGCAGCUAGUGUCUGCUCUUGCUGCGCUUACAGACAGCCUGAUCCUGCCCAAUAAAUUGGCCACUGGUAAGAACAAGUAAUUUAUUGGUCUAAAUAUAUUAGGUAAAUAUUAGGACUGUUCAUUUAUUUCAGAAAUCAUUUACAACCGUUUUAGGCGAUUAUGAAUUAGUUCGAUUAUCUAAUGUUUGUUAUUUUGAAUAGCUCUUUUAAGUUUAAUGUUUAGUUUUUGAAAUGUUUUAAUUCAUAUUUAUAAUAAUAUGUUAAACGUAUGAGAAAUGUAUUAAUUCUGCUUUUGUUAAGUUAAUG